AUGAAGCUUUCAACAGCUGUACUUACUACCACCAUCGCGGCAACUGGUGCUCUGGCAGCACCUCGCUCUGGCCUAACGGAGCGCUUAGAGGCCCGUGGUGUCUUGCAACGCCAGUCUUUACCGGCCCACAAAUUCGAGAAUCUCGACGAGGAAAACGGUGUCCUACUCAAAGAGGGAUCUAGCUCAUCCAAUGUUCAGUACAGUAAGAACUGGGCUGGCGUCGUGCGCGAGCAGCCCCCUGCUAGUGCAAUUUAUACCGCCGUUUCCGCGACAUUCACCGUGCCCAAUCCCGUUGCGACUGAUAACUCGGGUAACACGCAAGCCGCCUCUGCAUGGGUUGGCAUCGAUGGCGAUACUUACACCCAGGCUAUUCUCCAGACUGGUAUUGACUUCUACGUCCAAGGUGGGCAAAGGAGUUAUGAUGCGUGGUACGAGUGGUACCCUAACGCGGCUGAGAACUUCGACAUCGACCUGGCAGCAGGAGACGUAAUUGUCGCUCGAGUUGAAUCCUUCUCGCCUAGCAAGGGUGUUGCUAUCAUUGAGAAUCAGUCGUCUGGGCAGAGCGUCACCAAGAGUCUGUCAGCGCCUUCCACUUCUGCUACCCUUGGUGGUCAAAAUGCGGAAUGGAUUGUCGAGGAUUUCAACUCUGGCGAUUCAAUGGUGCCUCUGGCUGACUUUGGCCAAGUCACUUUCUAUGGUGCCCAAGCCCAGGGUUCUGAUGGUGGUGAAUAUGGUGUCAGUGAUGCUGCUAUCUUGGACAUUCAGCAAAACGGCCAGCUCCUUGCGGAUACCUCCAUUGAGAGUGAUACUCAGUUCACGGUGACUUACCAGUAG
This is a messenger RNA of Penicillium macrosclerotiorum, 834 nucleotides long. Its product is annotated as A4/G1 family peptidase. The record is from RefSeq and is a predicted model, not a curated record. Lineage: Eukaryota; Fungi; Ascomycota; Eurotiomycetes; Eurotiales; Aspergillaceae. Gene Ontology annotation, biological process: proteolysis. Bases 1 to 834 code for a protein of 277 amino acids. The transcript has a single exon. Gene Ontology annotation, molecular function: glutamic-type endopeptidase activity.